AUGAGUGGCACAGGCAGAGCAAACGAGGACCUUUUCGAAUAUGUUCGCAUGCUUGCAGCGCAGAAUAAUCUAUCACUUCCACAGUCUGCCAAUGCAACUAAUGUACAAGCUGUCUCUACAGCGGACGAACGAGUAGACUUGUUGUCACAAUCUACAGUGCCUCCUGUAUUGGAACGCUACCAGAGUGCCCGAGCUCCCUCACGUAUUCCGCAGCCAUUUGCAUCCACCCGCACACCAGUCCCGACUCUACAGAGAGAUGUCCAAACUUCUUCGCUAGGAGUUCCAACACUGUCACCUUACAGCAAUGGGGAAACCGUAUCCCAAGCAGCAUCAAGCCAACCAAUCCGUCUCGAUACUCGACUUGUCAACAACAAUCGACGAUUGUCAGCCGAACGGACAAUACCUCGGGCAACUCCCCAGGCACGGCGAGGGACAAGAAGAGGUGACAUAGCGAGUCGUCGUGCGUUAUUCCCCAGUCUCCCCACGGCAAACAUACCGAGAAUGAGCGACUGCCUUGAGAGUGCGGAUGAUGGGGGCACAUGCGUUCGUAUUACAGUAAAGGUCUACCCAUCGUGUAACGCAGGCUCUCAAUUCUGCCUUUUAUAUCACUUCCUUCGCGAAACAUUCAAUGCCAAACUAAGGCAGUUUGGGCUUGUAUACGAACUCCUUGUCCCGCAUGACAAACUCGUCACCGAAAUUAUAGAGACAGUCUCUUUGGCAAUGACUCGUCAACAUGGCUACACAUUCACUCACACGUCAGGGAUGUACCAACCGCAUGAAACGCUUCACCUGAAGUUGCUGAGGAUCCACGACCGUGCUUUGCUGAGAGGGGGUGCAGUAGCUCCAAUGCGGCUGAAAUGCUGUCCACUCGAUCCCAAUUGGAGUAUCUUCGACGUACUGAGUAUGAAGAGCAAAUUUGCAAUCCCGGAUGUUGCACUGGAAAAUGGCCGGUUCGUCCUGUUUACUGUUGCUGCAGCCGAGCCUCUGAAGUGCCAGCGUGAUGGUAUCACUCAUGACUGUAUAGCGGAUAGAUUUUUUCGAGGCCUCCUUGAGGACCAGCCAAGUGAAUCGCUUAGUGACGAAGUUCCAUGUACUUGCACAGAGAUCGACAGUAAUGCUGAGCUAGAUCUUCCGGCAAUAGACUCUGCUGCAGGAACCACGGAUAACUAUGUGCCAACUGCCCCUCCUAGUCCGAUACAGCCGUCGCAGCAAGCGCCUCGUGCAUUACGACGCAAUCCAACACAGCUGAUAUGGACACAGCGCACAAACGUUACACGACAGGCACAUCGCUUAACUAAUAAUGUCUCGUUUGCGUCUCCAGAGAAUGCAUUGCCCACUGCUUUAUGGAGUCAACCAUGGUCUCCUGCUGCAGACCCUGACGGGUGGACGCUUCAACUUGACAAUUUUGCAACACAAGUUUUUGAGCUGGCCUAUACGCAUGCACAGUCAGAGGAACCUCUUGUGGAGGAAGAGCUACUAAUUCAGGGCCAUAAUAUGACGGAGCUGGCAGAGCAGUUGCUUAUGCUGAUUGAGCGAUGUGCUGAACGUGGUAAUUACUAUGAAGUCCUUGCUCCGGCAAGGACAAUUUCAAUUGUUCGCCUGGAUGGAUCAACAGUGACCCUUGGCCGUGGACUUGAGCUGGAGACAUUAUUCUUAGCUAUGCGCACAUACGUUGCUCGUGAGGCAGUAUGGUUUGAACGCUUGGCCGGGGACUACAGUUCAUUGAAGCUGUUCACAACGGAGAGUACUGCUGCGCACGUUUCCGCGGAGAGAAUCAAGAAACUACGUGUAUUGGGUGCUCUAACGUCUCUUAUGGUUAUACAUAAGAUUGCACCCGAUCCUAUAGGGCCGGCCGUACUCCAAAUUGCUUACAAUCUUCGGGACUUCCGUUCUCUGCACAGUAAAUUUGUCAAGACAUGGUAUCCGGAGAUUCACGCUGAUUUGCAAGAAUGGAACACUAUUGGUGCAUCAGGAGAUCCAAGGUGUUGCGAGCGCAUUUUCACUUCAUAUAUGCAAUCACAGGCUGCUACAUAUGAAGGGAGAACGCAAGAAGAGCAUGAUUUGCUUGCAUGUGAUAUGUUGUUUCGGUCAGUUCUUGGGCCGCGUGAUAUUCGACACCCAGAGUGGGCUGCAUACCUUGAAGGAGCAUCCUUGGAGUCGUACGGCCUUGACUUUGGCAAGGUUGUGCGAGCAGUGGAUGGUGGGUCUGAUGCUCUAAUAUCGAUGUGUUUCGCUUCUCGAUCUGUAACCCCCGAAAAUGUGAUGAAAGCAGUAGAAAUCGAAGUCGACUCGUCUGACCAUGCUGCAGACUUGGAUACUGUGGCUAGAAACCGGGGCUUCUCCUCUGCAAUAGCAUUCCUCCGUGACCUACUUUUUAGGUUUCUUAGUGGAGUAGGUAUACCCUGUGCAGACGCUUUCCACAGUGUAUCCUGGAGUUUUGGACAGGCUCUCCCAAUAGAUGAAACAGACUUUAAUGCAAAAGACACUCGCAGUACACUUUUCACUAGAGCCUUGACAGGUAUUCCUUGUAUGCCACCAACAAAAGAACAGAUAGAAGUGUCUUUCGUAAAUAAUGAAGACCGAGCAUACUGGACACAUCGCGAUAAUCUCCACAACGGUCGCAUGUCAGGUACACGAAAUGGACCAACGUCCGAGACUGUUGCAGCCGUGUUUGCUGCUCAAGGCCGAAUCAGGUUCCAGACGUGUACAAAAUCUGCCGUCAUACCUUUGUCGUACCUCAUUAGACUGUUAAAGCAGGAGACUCCAGCCUGGGCAAAUGCAGAUCCUGACAGUACAGAGCGACGUGGUACUCAACUGCCAUUUAACUAA
Molecule: messenger RNA, 2829 nt
Organism: Fomitiporia mediterranea MF3/22
Lineage: Eukaryota; Fungi; Basidiomycota; Agaricomycetes; Hymenochaetales; Hymenochaetaceae
Exons: 9
Coding region: 1-2829 (942 amino acids)
Source: RefSeq, a predicted model, not a curated record